Doryrhamphus excisus (bluestripe pipefish) is the source of this 3984-nucleotide messenger RNA. The record is from RefSeq and is a predicted model, not a curated record. NCBI's taxonomy places the organism in Eukaryota, Metazoa, Chordata, Actinopteri, Syngnathiformes, Syngnathidae.
UGAGGCAGACAGUGAGACACCCGGAUUUAAUUGCUGCUCUUUGACGUCCACGUCUCCGCGUAGCCUCAUCCCUUGCCGGUCGGGAUGUGUUACGCGCCCCGCUCUAUCGCAACAACCAAAAAAUAAUAAUAGAGAAAGAAACUUAUAGAACAAAUGGCGGAGGGCGCUGUUACGCUUAAAGGAUUGCGAGCCCAAAUGGCUGCAGCAGCGCAGGCCCAAGCGGAGGAGCGGCGCAGCCAGGCAGUGAGUCCAGCACCUUCAACAAACACAACAGCUAAACCUCAGGGUUGUCGACCAGUCAUCGACGGUGCUGCACUUCGAGUUGACGAUCGACUAAGAGUUGCAAAAGAGAGACGAGAGGAGGCAGAGAGGAAACAAGCUCUGCGCGAGUCUCAGAUCAUGGAGCGGGAACGCAAGGCUAAGAUGCAAGUAGAGCGUCAGCUGGAGGAACGGCAGAAGAAGGUUGUUGAGCAGCGAAGGAAGGAGGAGCAGAAGCGAAUGGCUGUGGAGGAGAAGAGGAAGCAGAAACAGGAAGAGGAGAAGGAGCAUUACGAAGCAGUGAUGAGACGCACAUUGGAGCGGAGCCAGCGUGUUGAACAAAGACAGAAGAGAUGGUCAUGGGGAGGAUUGUCAACAGACUCAGACGGACGAGGAGAUUCAGAUGCUGGUGCCUCAUCUCCAGUAUCUAUAGUAAUCUCUCCCGCCUCCCCAGAAAAGCCGCCUAGGACCCAGCAAGUGGACAAGCGCUCCACAUCCACCAUGAACCUCAAACAGCCAUCAGAGGCUAGCAUCAGCAAACGCCUAUCCUCAUCCUCUGCCACCCUCGUCAAAUCUCCUGACAAAAGUGCUUCCAUGAAGAAGAGGAGUGCGUCCCUCACACGAGUAAGUGUGGGCAGAAUACAGACUCCUGCCAAGGCUGCUACGGGGACAGCAGACCAUCAAGCUCGUAAGCCACCGACUUGCGCUGUGGACGGAGAGAUCAUUAGUCGCCUGCUCACUCCCACCCAGGCCUCACUAGCUAGGAGCAAGAGUGCCGCCGCCCUUUCCCCUGGAGGAACAGAUACUCCAGAAUGUCACCUGUGUCCUCGCUCAGCCUCCGCCACCCAUUUGCACCCACCACCGCGCGGACCUGUGCGCAGCCGUAGCAUCGACCGACAAAAGAACAGCAUGACCACCUCCGUGUCGGCAGACGGAGCCCUCGACCGUUCGCUGAGCAAGCAGGAAAGAACAUUUACCUCGCCUGGCCGGCAACGCCCCCCCUCUCCAUCAAUUCCUCUGGGACGCAACCGCUCGCCAUCACCCUCUCCCAAUCCUUCGCCAAAGAGGACGCCCUCCCCAGCAGCAGCAAAGCAAAAUGCAAGGACACGUCCACCCUCGCCGGGAAUAAAACAUCCCCCGUCCCCUCAGCCAACGACAGCUAAGCCCCCUCCAAUCCAAAAACCAUCUCUCACUCCAACGGGACCCCCCACCUUACGUAAGAGGGACUCCCGGUCUAAGGAUCUGGGUCCUGUACAAAUGGGGUCGCCACUGUCCUCUGAUUCCAGCAAGCUCAAAGACAAAGAUGAUACUAAGACGGGCACCAACUCUGCUGCUGAAGCUGCCAAGAUUCUGGCGGAGAACCGAAGACUAAUGCGGGAGCAGAAGGAGAAGGAGGAGCAACUCAGGAUUCAGCGGGAGGAAGAGGAAAAGCUCAGGAAAGAUGAGGAAGAACGUUUAGCAGAGCAGGCCCGACUGAAGCGUGAAGAGGAGGAGAGGAAACUGGCAGAGGAGAGACGAGUGAAGGAAGAGGAGCAGGCCCGUAUAGCAGAGGAAGAGCAGGCGAGACUGGCAGCUGAGGAGGCACUGAAGCAGGCAGAGAUGCAGAGGGAGCGGGAGGAGGCCGAGGCCAAGGCCUUAGAAGAAGCUGAGAAGGUUCGCCAAGAGCGAGACCGCAUCAUGCAGCAGAACCAGCAGGAACGUAUGGAGAGGAAGAAGAGGAUUGAAGAAAUAAUGAAGAGAACUCGAAAAGGGGAACAAAAUGACUUUAAGAGAGAUGGAGACAAAUAUCUGCAGGACAAUGAAGAUGAUGGACAGGACCAGAUUGGAUUUGAUACCAGGAGUGAAGAAGGUCAGAUGGACGACAUCACCAUAGAGACGCACGAGUGCGGUGAUGGAGUGGCUCAAAGGGAAGAACCACUGGGUUACAUGAAUGGACGAGUGGGGACGGACAAGAAGAACGGCCCAGAGGACACUCAGGCAGUCAGUCCAAUUCCAACAGGCCGCCUAGUGGAAGGCUCAGAGUUCCUGAAUGAGCAGGACUCGACUAAGGUGGAACUGGUGUCUGGCCGAGGCAGUAAGUCCAACCAAUGGAGCUUCGAGGAGCUCAUGGAUCUCAGCGUCCACUCCAAGACUCACAACCUAAUGGAGGUAGAGGACUGUGACCCAGUUAUGAUCCACUGUGAUGGGCCGGACGGGACCAAAGGCAGCCCAGUGAGCUCCCUACAUUCCUCCAGUCAAGCCAUAGAGGCUCUGUCAGCAGAGAUUUGACGCUGCACCGUGACACCAGGAAGCCUCUGCACUGUUGCCCUCCUCACCUUCCUGUCCGACUGAGCUCCAUUUGAAAGAUUCCAAAAGAGCUUCCACCUCCAUUAAGUCCAUGGAGAGGAGCUGACCUGCCCCAUAAGAGCUAGGUGUUUCAUCUGCAAGAUGAUAAAAGCUACAGGGAAAUUCCAUGUGUUCCUUUUUUGCGCGUCAUCUUCUCUCAAGCUCCUUUUUCUGUGUUGUGUCAGAGUUUGAUGUUUCUGUUACACAUUUGGUCUUCAUCAGGGGUGUGCUGUUGUUGUAAUUUAUGAAUUUUGGCUUUGUUAUUGUACUUAUCCUCACAUGUUUAGAUGUUUUCCUCUUACCUAAGAGCGUUCCAGGGUGUGCUACAGACUUGUCUCUGGGAUUCCACGGUUUGGCUCUUAUAAAUUUACUUGAUUGGCUGAUUAUAUAUAUAUAUAUAUAUAUAUAUAUAUAUAUAUAUAUAUAUAUUAUUGCAGCAUCCAGCAAUUAUGGCCUUACCGGUUUGUUCACAGCCUCAUUUGUGAAUGACAGAAACUGCUUGUGCUGGCUCAGCUUGCUGCCAUGUGACUGUCACUUGUCUAACUUGGCUUUAGACAGUCAUGCACUGUGCUCCCUUCUGUGGCCACUAGAGAGCAUUGCAGGCACACUGAACUGUUACCUUAACAGCACAAGUUCUUUAUUCAGGUCUCAUCAGGCUUUAUGUCAUCUUUGUAUUUUGUAUCUGUAGCUUAUGUUUGCUAACAAGAUGGCUGUAGUUUACAUUAGUCUGUUCCUUUUAGCAAAAAUCCAUGUGCGGUGUCCCGACACGCGAGCUGCUACAUCUGACAAAAUUCAUUUCAACUAUUUCUUAUUUAAUAUAACAAGUGGCUGUUUAUAUAUGAAUAUACACUUCUGCAUAUAUUUAAGUGUUGUAUAUUACAAUCAGUGUUAAUCCAAUGAAGCCACGUUGAGGGUGGAGUGAUGUCAACUUGUUUGUGGCAGACAAGCUUGAAUUUUUUUUUUUUUUUUUGCUUUAAAGCAAAUAGUUUGGGACCUCAAUUUAUGCUUUGUUGUUAGCGUCCACACCCUCUCGCUGACAAAAAGAUAAGGACCUGAGAGGGCUUUACUUUUUUUGUAAUCUCUCAGAAUGUAAGCGCCUUCAUCAAGCCGUCCUUUAUUCAUUUUUUCUUCACAUAAGACUUCUACAGCUACUGCUACAGUUGUCCAUUUCUGCAGAUUAACUUUAGCCAGCUGGAUAGCGCCGUGCCUUAGAUGCUGUGUUAACUAAAGAAAACAAAACAGUGUCCUUACCUCGGCCUCUGACAAUCAUUAAGUCCUUUAUGAAUAAUGUUCUCACUUAUUCCCCCAAGCACCCUCUCCGCAAGUAACAUUUGUACUGUAAAUAUAUUCCAAAUUGUUCGGAGAUGAUAUGAACUGUUAAUAAAGUCUCGCAAAACUAGA